This is a messenger RNA of Drechmeria coniospora, 1062 nucleotides long. RefSeq lists its product as uncharacterized. The record is from RefSeq and is a predicted model, not a curated record. Gene Ontology annotation, biological process: purine ribonucleoside salvage. NCBI's taxonomy places the organism in Eukaryota, Fungi, Ascomycota, Sordariomycetes, Hypocreales, Ophiocordycipitaceae. Bases 1 to 1062 code for a protein of 353 amino acids. Gene Ontology annotation, molecular function: adenosine kinase activity. The transcript has 4 exons. Gene Ontology annotation, cellular component: cytosol; nucleus.
AUGGCUCCCGUCAAGGAAUUUGGCCUCCUCUGCCUGGAGAACCCUCUGCUUGAACGCGGCGUCUCAGAUAUCCAAGCCGUCGGUGACGAGGCGCUGCUCAAAAAGUACGACCUCAAGGCCAAUGACGCCAUCCUUGCCGAGGAAAAGCACAUCCCCCUCUACGAGGAUCUCCUCAACAACUACGACGCCAAGCUCAUCGCCGGCGGCGCCGCCCAGAACUCGGCUCGUGGUGCCCAGUACAUGCUCCCCCCAAACAGCGUCGUCUACCUCGGCGGUGCUGGCGAUGACAAGUACUCGGCCAUUCUCCACGAUGCCGUCAAGGCCGCCGGCUUGCGGGUCGAGUAUCGCGUAGACCCCAAGGAGAAGACGGGCCGAUGCGGCGCCAUCAUCACCGGCCACAACCGCAGCCUGUGCACCGAUCUCGGCGCUGCGAACCACUAUGAUCUCGACCACCUGAAGAAGCCCGAGAUCUGGAAGCUGGUGGAGAACGCCGAUGUUUUCUACAUCGGUGGCUUCCACUUCACCGUGUGCCCUCCUGCCAUCAUGGAGCUCGCCAAGCAGGCUGCCCAGCACAACAAGGCCUUCGUCCUCUCCCUUUCCGCCCCCUUCAUCCUCCAGUUCUUCAAGGAGUUCGUCGAUGCCAGCGCUCCCUACUGGGACUACAUCAUCGGAAAUGAGACCGAGGCCGCCGCAUACGCUGAAUCCCACGGCCUUGAUUCCAAGAAGCCACAGGACGUCGUUGUUCACCUCGCCAACCUCCCCAAGGAAAAUUCCAAGCGCAAGCGCGUUGCCAUCGUCACCCAGGGCACGGAACCUACCCUGGUUGCCAUCCAGGGUGAGAAGACCGUCAAGGAGUUCCCUGUUCAUGCCAUAGACCCCAAGAUGAUCAACGACACGAACGGCGCUGGCGACGCUUUCGCUGGCGGCCUGUUGGCUGGCAUCUUGGAGGGAAAGCCGCUCGAGACCUGCAUCGACAUGGGCCAGUGGCUUGCCAGGCUGAGCAUUCAGGAACUUGGGCCAUCGUACCCCUUCCCCAAGCAAGCUUACCAGGCUGCCGCCUAA